Messenger RNA from Passer domesticus (house sparrow), 2540 nucleotides. It is a transcript of the gene FARS2, whose product is annotated as phenylalanyl-tRNA synthetase 2, mitochondrial. The transcript is spliced from 9 exons. The coding region runs from base 933 to 2342 and encodes 469 amino acids. Gene Ontology annotation, biological process: phenylalanyl-tRNA aminoacylation. Gene Ontology annotation, cellular component: mitochondrion; cytoplasm. NCBI's taxonomy places the organism in Eukaryota, Metazoa, Chordata, Aves, Passeriformes, Passeridae. Gene Ontology annotation, molecular function: tRNA binding; ATP binding; phenylalanine-tRNA ligase activity. The record is from RefSeq and is a predicted model, not a curated record.
AAACAACUUUACAUUAAGGAUGGCAGAACAUGCUGCGCAGGAAGCUUGUGGAGUCCCACUCUCUGGAGACAUUGAGAACCUCCCUGGAUCCAUGUCUUUGUCACCUGCUCCAGGUGACCCUGCCUUGUCAGGGGGUUGUACUACAUGAUCUUCAGAGGUCCCUUCCAACCCCAACAUUCUGUGAUUCUCUGAAAUCACUGUAGACAGCUCCAGUCAUUGUACAUCUGUGCUGGUGUACCAGGGCCUGUUGUGUUAUAGUGAUAUUUGAGAUGUUCCUCUCUCAAUAUCUGUUUUUGAGAUGAAUUCUGUUAUUUAAACCACACAUCAACCAUCCUCCUUUGCUGAAAGUUUUGCCACUGCAGAAUAAACUUUGUAACUUGCAGGUAUUAGGCCGCAGCUGUAUUUAAUACUGAUUUUUGAAUUUUCAGCAAUUUCUUUAGAGUCAUAGAAUCAUCAAAGUUGUAAGAGACCUUGAGUCUCCAGUCCCACUGUCCACCCAGCACUGCUACUGUAACAUCUCACCAGCAGCAGCACAUCCAGGAGUCUCUUGCACACCUCCAGGGAUGGUAACUCCACCAUCUCCCUGUGUAACUUAUUCCAAUGCUUGACUACCCUAACAAUGUAUUUUUCCCCCCUAACAUCUAAUUUAUAUCUCCUCUGUCUCCGUUUAAGGCUCUUUCCUCUGGUCCUCUCCCUGCAGGCACAGCAGAAGAAAUCAGUCCCCACUUCACUAGAAUCUCCUUGCAGCCUGAGAAGGAGCAAAGCACUGACUAAAGCUAACAGACAAAAGAAGCAGAGCUGAAGAAAGAUUAUCUCUGCUUGCAGACAAAUCAUAUGGUUGAAGUUGUGCACAUAAGGAUGUGAGUUCUUAUUAACUUUUUCCUGGGCUGUGCACAUGCCUGUAGCUCCAGAAGAGGGCACAAUGAAGUGUGAUGGAUCAGACAGCAUUUGGCCAGCUUCAGAUCAUAAAAAAGUUUACAAUGGCAAUGCUCUGGAAAUUCAUGAGAGUAGCUAAGUAUUCUAAAACAGCUUUAUCAUCAAAAGUAAAAGUAAGAGGAAUUCCCAGCCAUUCAAGGCAUUCUUCAUCCAAGUCUGUACCUUCAGAUUUUGCUGCCAGUGCACCCUGCUCAAAUACUGUGGAACUGCUUGGUAAAUCUUAUCCUCAGGAUGACUACAGCAAUGUCACAGAGAAGAUUCUUGCCAAGGUGGGGAAGAACUUGCACAACAGAAAACAUCACCCUUUGUGGCUAAUCAAGGAGCAGGUGAAGGAGCACUUCUACAAGCAUUACCUAGGACGCCGUGGGACUCCGCUCUUUUCUGUGUAUGACGGUCUUUCUCCGGUGGUUACAGUCCAGCAGAACUUUGAUAGUUUACUUAUUCCACAAAACCAUGCCAGCAGAAGGAAAGAGGAUAACUAUUACUUGAAUCGUGACCACAUGCUAAGAGCACAUACAUCAGCCCAUCAGUGGGACUUGAUACACUCUGGCCUGGACGCCUUCCUGGCAGUGGGAGAUGUGUACCGCCGAGACACGAUUGAUAACACCCACUACCCCGUCUUCCAUCAGAUGGAGGGAGUGCGCCUCUUCUCCUGCCAUGAGUUGUUCUCCAGCAUUAAAGAUGGUGAAGGUUUACAGCUGUUUGAGCAAGGCCAUCGCACUGCGCACAAGCAGGAGUGUCACACCAUGGAGGCAGUGAGGCUGGUGGAGUUCAACCUGAAGCAAGUGCUCACGAAGCUCAUGACUCACAUCUUUGGUGAUGGACUGCAAGUCAGAUGGGUAGAUUGCUACUUCCCAUUUACUCACCCUUCCUUUGAGAUGGAGAUCAACUUCCAAGGAGAAUGGAUGGAGGUCCUGGGCUGCGGGGUCAUGGAGCAGCAGCUUGUUAACUCAGCUGGUGCUCAGGAUAAAAUUGGCUGGGCAUUUGGCUUGGGUUUGGAGAGGCUGGCCAUGAUCCUGUAUGAUAUCCCUGACAUCCGACUGUUCUGGAGUGAAGAUGAACGCUUCUUGAAACAAUUUAUUGGGCCUCACAUUUGGCAAAAAAUAAAGUUCCAGCCGCUCAGCCGAUAUCCGCCUUUGAUCAAUGACAUCUCCUUCUGGCUGCCUUCUGAGACCUACUCUCAGAAUGAUUUCUAUGAUUUGGUUCGAACCAUUGGUGGAGACUUGAUAGAAAAGGUUGUCCUACUGGAUGAAUUUUCCCAUCCAAAGACGAAGAAGGUCAGCCACUGCUACCGUAUCGUUUACCGGCACCCGGAGAGGACGCUAACGCAGGACGAGGUGCAUCGCAUCCAUCAGGCUAUUGAGGAGUCAGCAGUUCGGGAGCUUGGGGUGGAGGGCAGGUUCUAGCAGUGCUGCUCUGGAGCCCCAAGGACAGUUGCUUUUUUCUUUCCUUUUUUUUCUUUCUUUUUAUUUUAUUUUUUCUUCUUUUUUGGGGGUGGUUUUAGGUCACAAGUAGAGAUGGGUUUUGUGACUGAACACAGAAAGCAAUUGAUGAAUGGGCAAUGGUAAAACUGGCAGGUAAUAAACAUUACUACUGAGAAAUCA